AUGUUGAAGAAUCAGUUGCAGGAAGAGGUUCAUGUUGCUACCUCAACAAGGGAUGGUGAGGACGAUGAUGAAGAUGAUGAAGAUCUGGUUACACCAGAUACCUCGACUUACACAAGCGACUUUGAGUUUGAGCAAAUCGAUACUACAAAAGAAGAGCAACAGCUGCAACAGCAGCUGCAGCUGCAGCUACAGCGGCUACAUACUCUCGACGAUCCGGCAAAGUUUCCAAAUGCUUGGAACUUAAAAGCCAUGUUGACUUUAUUGGGCUCGUUUAUAGGGUUGAUUGGGUCUUUGGGGUUUGUAAAUACUGCUGGAGUAAUAUCAACUUAUUUGUCUGAAAAUACUUUAAAGGGAGAGUCACAAACAACAAUAAGCUGGAUCUUCUCACUCUAUAAUUUUUUUGCAUUUGGCGGGUGUUUGAUAUCAGGAGUAGUGUUUGAUAGAUUUGGGUGCAGAAUACCGGUAUUCUGUGGAGGUAUCGCUAUGUUUUUGGGAUUGCUUUGUACAAGCUUCUGCUAUAAAGUUUGGCAGUUCAUUUUGGCAUACGGCGUGCUAGCAGGUUUUGGUGCCGCCUUCACUUUUGGUCCCUUUAUCGCGGUGCUAAGUCAUUGGUUUUUACUGAAAAGGGCUUUGGCAGUUGGAGCUGCAUACACUGGUGGCGGUGUCGGCGGUGUUAUCUUUCCCUUAAUUUUCAGAGCAUUGUUUCCCAAAGUUGGGUUUGGAUGGACUAUACGAGUAGGAGCAUUCAUUUCCUUGUUUUUUCUACUAUUGGGCUGGGCUCUCGUGAGCGAUCGCAAUAAAGAAUUUGCUGAAUACACCGAAGACAACAUUUUCAAGCAGAUUUACGACUCGAUUGAUUUUAGGAUUAUGAUUAAAAACCCGCUAUUUACGGUGAUUGUUACUGGUUUGCUAUUCAACGGAAUAGCUUUUUUGAUCACUUUGGUAGAGUUACCCACCUAUUCGACUAUGCGCGGGUUCUCAGAGAGCGAAUCUUAUUUACUAAUUGUGGUUUUCAAUUCAUUUAGUAUACCUGGUAGAAUAAUUCCAAGUUUCGCGGCAGAUCAUGGUUUUGGAAGGUUCAACACAUUUUGUGUUAUCAACGUUUUAUCCUUGAUAAGCUUUUGUGUCAUUUGGGUCCCAUUUGGCCAUUGGUUGAAAGCAUUAUUUGUAUUUGCAGGAUGCUUUGGGUUUACAAGUGGUUCGGUUUUGAGUCUCUCGGCGAGCCUUGUAUCAUCUAUUGUGAAAACAGCCGAUGUGGGAAAAGGUUUGGGAACCGCUUUUUUCAUACUUUCAUUGGGCGACCUAUUUGGUUUACCAAUUGCAAGUGCAUUUAUAAAUGAAAACCCAGAAAGCUAUGACCAUUUGGUUUAUUUUUUGACUUCAUGUGCAUUCGUAGGAGCAUGCGUGAGCUUUGUCUCAAGGUACAUGUACGGCGGUUUCAAUUUGAAACCGGUGUAG
Lodderomyces oxycetoniae is the source of this 1458-nucleotide messenger RNA. RefSeq lists its product as uncharacterized. The transcript has a single exon. Gene Ontology annotation, cellular component: membrane. Gene Ontology annotation, molecular function: transmembrane transporter activity. Gene Ontology annotation, biological process: transmembrane transport. The record is from RefSeq and is a predicted model, not a curated record. NCBI's taxonomy places the organism in Eukaryota, Fungi, Ascomycota, Pichiomycetes, Serinales, Debaryomycetaceae. The coding region runs from base 1 to 1458 and encodes 485 amino acids.